Molecule: messenger RNA, 1812 nt
Organism: Candidula unifasciata
Lineage: Eukaryota; Metazoa; Mollusca; Gastropoda; Stylommatophora; Geomitridae
Source: the annotation of a GenBank genome assembly
AUGGCGGCACAGAGUGAGGGUGGGGGUAAAGACGAUAUCAAAACACAUUUCGUUACCCGCGAAGGAUCCUAUAAAUUAAUGCACCAUUCGGAGUAUUCCAAGCCCAGCCGUGUGGCAUUUAAUGGACAGACAAAUACCCCGGUGAAAGUGUCAUUUGUUGAUGUCAAUGAUGGGAGCUCGUCGCCGGAUCGCUUGUGUUUCAAUGUUGGCAGGGAGCUCUAUGUGUAUGUUUACAAAGGUGUUCGUAAGGCUGCCGAUCUAACCAAACCCAUUGACAAGCGCAUUUACAAAGGGACGGUACCCACUUGCCACGACUUCAACCAGCAGUUUUUCUCCCCUGAAAGUGUUCUCCUGUUGGUGGGGUUUACAGCGGGUCAGGUCCAGCUUAUAGACCCCAUCAAGAAGGAGAUCAGCAAGUUGUACAAUGAAGAGCGCUUGAUUGACAAGACAAAAGUGACCUGCAUCAAGUGGGUUCCAGAUUCCCCGAACCAGUUCCUGGUAUCACACAGCUCUGGCCAGAUGUACGUUUACAACGAGGAGCUGCCAUGUGGGCAGACGCCUCCUAACUACCAACCAUUCAAGCAGGGAGAUGGCUUUGCAGUUUACACCUGCAAAACCAAAAGUACACGCAACCCUUUAUAUCGUUGGGUUAUAGGUCAUGGGGCCAUCAACGAGUUUACCUUUUCUCCGUGUUCUAGGUACCUGGCUGUUGUCGGUCAAGAUGGGCAUAUGAGAGUGUUUAACUAUAAUACUAUGGAGUUAGUGGGCACCAUGAAGAGUUUUUUUGGUGGGUUGUUGUGUGUGUCCUGGUCACCUGAUGGCAAGUAUUUGGUGACCGGCGGAGAGGACGAUUUAGUUACUGUCUGGUCUUUCCACGAAAAACGUGUUGUAUGCAGAGGUCACGGCCACAAGUCGUGGGUGAACAUGGUGGCCUUUGACCCAUAUACCUCUAUAGUUGUUUCUAAGGAGGAUACUAGUGAAGUUCUAGCUUCAGAUUGGGAGGUCGUCGCACGGCACUCGCCGUCUGCAGUUGGGGAUGGGAACAAUCAUAUAGGUAAACUAGAUACAGAUAUUAGUGCUGAGGACGAUCCAGCCAACUGUAUGCCCUCACAGCAUCCAAACGGCCACCAUAUAGGUACAGUCAAUCAUAAUUCCUCAUCUUCAUUAGAGACAAGCACAAGUCUAAGUUGCAUUUCCUAUCGUUUCGGUUCAGUGGGUCAGGAUACUGAACUGUGUUUAUGGGACCUCACCGAGGACAUCUUAAAGCAGCCAUACAGCAAAUCUCGGACUAGCAGCGUUGGCUUGUCGGCUUUAAAUUCUUCUUGUUCGUCAUUGCCACGCUCUAACAGUCUACCACAUUCACAGAAGACAAACUCUGUCGGUGCUGUCGUUAGCAAUGACAGUUCUGCAGCGCAUGCAAACUCUGAUGGACACGUGUGUCCAGUACAGAACGCCGUCACAAACACUGGCUCUAAAUUUGCAACUCUGGGUGUGUCUGAACGCAAAGAGAGCAACGAGAAAAAAGAGCAUAAAAGAAACUUCAGUUUAGCAGCAAGAAAUAGUGAGAAGUCUUCGGCUGUGAAAUCAAAUAAUAUUCGUUCAGUGGAUAGUUCUGUGAAACUGUACGGCACACAGGCAUGUCCUCGACUUGACCAGGUGCCCAUGUUAGAACCUUUGGUGUGUAAGAAAGUUUCACAUGAAAGACUGACCUCCGUCACAUUCCGCGAUGAGUGUAUAGUUACAGCCUGCCAGGAGGGAAUAGUCUUAACCUGGGCCAGACCUGGACAAGUGGCACGGGAUGUUGUUGACUAG